This is a messenger RNA of Exophiala oligosperma, 3637 nucleotides long. RefSeq lists its product as uncharacterized. Bases 554 to 3190 code for a protein of 878 amino acids. Gene Ontology annotation, biological process: intracellular signal transduction; protein phosphorylation. The transcript has 4 exons. Gene Ontology annotation, cellular component: cytoplasm. The record is from RefSeq and is a predicted model, not a curated record. Lineage: Eukaryota; Fungi; Ascomycota; Eurotiomycetes; Chaetothyriales; Herpotrichiellaceae. Gene Ontology annotation, molecular function: protein serine/threonine kinase activity; ATP binding.
AGACAAAUUUCCUCCACCACCCGCAAGCCUCCCGUCGUUCGACCAUUGAGCAAUUGCUCCGCGGACCCUUUGUGUAAAAGUACUACUGUACGUACUUCGUACUCGUACACAUACCAGGACCCUGAUCUGAAGACUGAUCGUCCUCUGACUCGUUGUCUUGCGCCUCGUCAUCUUUAAUGCCAUCUUAAUGCCAUCUCAUUUUGCGGAGAAGGCAUAGAGAAAUUCCUCGUCGUCUAUCUGUGGUCGCAUGUCCUCCCUAUCCAUACCAUCAAACUCCUUCUUCGCUUGCAAGUCUCGCGACCUCACCACUACUUUUCCCUCGCCGGGACGAAACGCGUUCCUCGCAAGGUUCACAGAAGGCCCUCCCACCCACAUCCACAUGUUACCCUCACCGGCAACCACCCGCAUGAACUCGUCUGCGAAAGUAUACUACUGUGCUGUCGCCUCAAGGGAUGCAAGCCCCCAGGACUAGAGCAGAGCUGCAGCAACAGAAAGCAAAACUUGCGAACUCGUAUUCAGAACUGCUGGAGUGAGUGUUUCGCCGCAGCCUUGCAUGUCCGGCUACUCAAUUAACCGGCCAUGCAGACAAUUUGCGUCCAAAGAACUCAAAAACGUCGGGAAUUACACUGUCGGGAAACUCAUUGGCAAGGGUUCUUUUGGCAAAGUAUACCUUGCCAGACACAACCUCAUCAAUGGCUCCAAGGUCGUCCUCAAGGCGUCGAACAAGGAAGACGCAAACCUUGCGCGAGAGAUCCAUCAUCACCGCCAAUUCAUCCACCCCCAUAUCGCGCGACUAUACGAAGUUAUAAUAACAGAGACACACGUCUGGUUGGUUUUGGAAUACUGUCCCGGUGACGAACUAUACAAUUAUUUGUGCAGAAACGGGGCACUUCCGGUCGAGACUGUACAGAAGAUCUUCACUCAGCUGGUCGGAGCCGUUGCAUAUAUACAUAGCAAAUCUUGCGUCCAUCGCGAUCUGAAGCUGGAAAAUGUUCUGCUGGACAAGCACGACAAUGUCAAGUUGUGCGAUUUCGGUUUCACCAGGGAAUACGAGGGCAAGGCCAACUACCUGCAGACCUUUUGCGGAACGGUAUGCUACAGUGCGCCGGAGAUGCUGAAAGGUGAAAAGUACGCGGGUGAAAAGGUCGAUGUCUGGAGUCUGGGUAUCAUUCUCUAUGCACUCCUCAAAGGGGAACUUCCCUUCGACGAAGACGAUGACGCAGCAACGAAGGCAAAAAUAUUGAAGGAUGACCCAGUCUACCCGGACACAUUUCCGGAAGCGGCGCAAACCCUGAUAUCGAAACUGCUGUCUAAGAGACCGCUGUACAGACCUACAUUGUCAGAUAUCCUUGCGGAUCCUUUCCUCGCUGAACAUGCACCGGCGCAGCAGGCCAUAUUAAAACUGUCUCAACCCGCCGCCUUCACGACCCAGUUGGAAAAAGACACGCUGGAGCGAAUGCGAGCUGCCGGUGUCGAUAUCGACAAGGUUAUAGAGAAUGUUCUUGCUCAGCGCUGUGACGGCUUAUCCGGGUGGUGGUCGUUAUUAAUCGAGAAGGAGACGAGGAAGCAAGCACGACGAGAACGGAAGCGGAAAGAGAAAGAAGCGGAGAUGAAACUGCUCAGGCGGCUCAGUGGUGCGAGUAGUCGUGUUGAGAGGAUCGCACCGACGUUGGUGGAGGUUGACGAAGAAGGAACACAUACAGGAUCGCAUGCAGAGACGCAGUCACGCCGCAGCAGUAGCCGAGGACGGACACAGCGGAGAAGUACACCUCAGAUACUCGUCAGCGACUUACCACAGCUUCCAGAAGGUGAUGUUGUACGCUCGGCGAAUUCGGCCACACCACCGCCACCGAUCGACAAGGAUUCAAUGCGCUCGCACAGUGGUUCGCGGCCUCCUCUCCCGCCGAAGGAACGCAGCCGACGGAGCAGUACUCUGCAGAUGGUCUCGACAAACCCAGACCUGCUUGGACCUGGAAAUGGAAUCGCGAAAAGGCGUGGGGUUAAACUACGCAACCGGCAAUUCCUGAACCAACUCACAGCCUUGAAACAUUGGUUUGUCGAGUCUACGAAGAAGGCCAAGUCGCCGGUACGGCCCAGGGGAGAUAAGUUUCUGAAUGGCAAUACUGCUCCGGGGAUCGGGCAGAACUCCAAGAGUACAUCCGCUCUCGACCGAACAAGCCGCAACUACGCUCCUCCGGUCUCUCGAAGGUCAUCCUAUGGCGCCGCUUUGACGCCUGUGGCAUCGAACUCGAACUCUGGUCCUGUGAUUGCCAUCAAAACAUCGGGUUCUCGUAUCGACGCCGCGCGUGUCAGGUCUCACCGCAACUCACUUUCUCCUUCGCCGCUGACACCACGCUCUUCGUUCAAUCGGCGCAGCUCCACCGGGCUCCGCGGCCGCAAGUCUACUUCGUCGUCGGUAAGUUCGAUUCGGAGCAUGCCUCGCCACGCAAGUCACAGCAAAGCAUCAAGCCAGAGCAGCAACAGUCUGGACACGAUCCACAGCCCUGGAACUCGCAGCGCCGCGAGGAGUCCGCACUCCUCCAUCAAGGUACUGCCGAACACGCCGGUUGGGAGUGCAUUCCCCAGCAACGUGCGCAUCAUCCGAACACCGAACGGACCGGAGGCGAGCCUACAACCGCGCCCGCUAUCGGGAAUACGUGAUGAAGGAUUACCUGGCACUCCGAAUCAUUUCGGAGGAGUCAUGUUUGCAAAGAAGAAACGAAGUCCGUUCAAAGGGCCCAUGUUGAACAGUUCACUCUUUGGUGCCGGCGUUCCUUCCAGUUUCGGUAGUCCCGCAAUCGCGGGCUCCGGUAUCCACCACCCCAGAAGUCGAGAAGGUAGUGAUGGUAAGAUGAACCUCGCUUUGGGAUUUGGAUUUACAGGUGCUGGUGCUGGUGCUGGUGCUGGUGCAGGAGGAGGACUAGGGAGACGAUCCAGUAGUGGUCGUGGAAAGGGCGGGAGACGGAAAAGUCAAAUUAUUGAAGAGGAAGAGGAGGAAGAGGAAGAGGGGAGAGAAGUAGAAGAAGAAGGUGAACCAUCAGACGAAGUUGAAGAGGUGGAUGCGUUCCAAGCGGUCGAGUUGGGAAAAGGUGAGAGAGUACAGAGUAUCACUAUUUGGAACGACGGCGAAGAUCAAGAUGAAGUUGGAGAUUUGGUGAGUGGAUUGAAGAAUUUCAACAAAGUCAUGUGAAAAAAGAACAUGUACGGAGUGAGGAUUUCAUGUAUGGUUGCGACGACUGUCUGAAACCAUUUCUGUUCAGGUGACUGUCAAUACGGCAUUUACACCGUUUCUGAAGAUGUUGGAUGUGAUUGUUGUAAUGAACCUUUCGAAGAGAUGGGGACUAUGCAUCUACCUGGGUACGUCUUGAGUAGGUCUUGAGCACCUUUGGAGGACUUGCGAAAGACCUUGUAUAUAAACAAAACGAUUUGAUGAACAGUGAUGUCGAGGGGCGUGUUGUGCUCUGGUAUUUUUCCCCAAGAUUGGUUUUGGUUUGGUUUGGUUCAUAUAUGGUAUAUGUCCCAAGGGGAAAAAUCAUACUUGGUAUAUACCAAGGUAUAUAUAUAGUCGCUACCUCCAAUUGAGCGUCAGACGUUCAAUGUCUUUGUUCAGCACCUUCAUAGAAACACUGGAAGCUCU